Cynoglossus semilaevis (tongue sole) is the source of this 6009-nucleotide messenger RNA. RefSeq names its product potassium voltage-gated channel interacting protein 4a (gene kcnip4a). Gene Ontology annotation, biological process: regulation of potassium ion transmembrane transport. The transcript has 8 exons. Gene Ontology annotation, molecular function: potassium channel regulator activity; calcium ion binding. Bases 4784 to 5434 code for a protein of 216 amino acids. The record is from RefSeq and is a predicted model, not a curated record. NCBI's taxonomy places the organism in Eukaryota, Metazoa, Chordata, Actinopteri, Pleuronectiformes, Cynoglossidae. Gene Ontology annotation, cellular component: voltage-gated potassium channel complex.
GCCUUGACUUCCCAUCCCGGCACUGGAGGAGCACUUUAAUUGCAGCUGCCCAUGGCUUUGGGCUAUUGAGGUGUAGUCUGCCUACCUGCUGCCAGUGCUCACUGUACAUUGUGGGCUGCUGCCAAUUUUGAUGCCUGGCUCGUGAUUGACAGCUGACUUACAGGGGCAGAGAAAAGGCAGCUCGAGAAGAAUGGGCCGUUUUAUUAAGAAGACGAUGUGGAUGUAAUGACAGAAAAGUACUACAGGGAUGGAGUAGUGAUACAUGAUGCAAAGUGAGAGACUCCUGGUUCUGUCAACAGCUGCAGACACAUCAGAUUGUAAGAUAUCACUACUGACCAGACACUGCAGAUUGUUAUUUAAAGGAACAUUUACUCUAAUUAAAGACUCAGUAAUACAUUCUAUCCUCUUUGGCUUACAAGAGGUAAUUUUCAUCCAGGAAGAUACAAAGUAGACAAACCUCGGAGCUUUUGAUGGCUUCUGCAAAGGCAAAAAUAGAAAGUCGGAUUAGCAUAAAAUAAAAGCAUAUUUACUGUUUUCAAUUACAUUUCACAGUACAUCCUGCUCUCUUUUUUCCACCCCUGUCAUCUCAGCUCCUGUUCUUGUCUCAAAGGGUAGACUGAAAUGAUUUUACAGUAAAAAUAGAACUGCUAAAAACAGAACAGAGAAACAAUACUUGAAAAAGAUGUAGAAACCACAUUCAAAAACCGAAUCUACGCGAAGAGUAUGUAAAGUUAAGAAAUAAGGCUUUAUUCUUUCUUUCUACUAUAGUAAAUGCAAAUUCUAAUAUUUUUAACCCAACAUUUUGAGAGGAAACUAUGAAAAAAUUGAAACCAGAUCAUAACAUUUGUUAAGAUGGUAAAGAAAUUGUUAAUAUAUUACCAUAUUAACCAAUUGUAAGUUUGAAGGUACACUAAAAGAUGUGGUUAUUGACCAAAUGAAUUUGCAGGUAACUUAUUUGGUUAUGCACAUAAAUCCCAUUACAACUUUGAAGAUUUUUGGCCCCCCAGCUCCCAGUAUUUGAAACUAUGUCUGAUCAUGAUAUUCUUACAUGAAUCCAAAAUAGGCAAACUUUCUUAAUUUUUCAUUACUUCAGAGGGCUGUCAAAUGAAAAAAUCACAUAUGUGGAUUAAUGGCUAUUAAUUAUGAUUAAAUACGAUUAAAGUGCACAUCAUUCUAGCCAUGUGUUAAAAUUCAGUAAAAAAUGUAUGUUAAUAAUAAAAAAUAAUUGCUAAUAAACUUAAGUUAAUAUGCAGUUAUUUUCAGCGGUUGCAGUUUCAAUUUCUGCCAUUAAUUACAUUUUAGUCACUGAGGAGAUGCUAUUUGAACCCAAAUUCACCACUAGAUGUCUCUAAAUACUACAAUCCAAGUCUUUGCAUACUCAAAGACUUGGAGUUUGAAUCAAUUAAAACACGUACUGAUAAUGCUUCGAAUUUGAAUUUGAUUUAUUAAUGAGUCUUAUGUCAUCUUUCCAAUUUGAUGCACACUUUAAAUUACCAUUAAGUGCUGCUUCCCGAUCAUCCCACUGUAACCCAUGUAGCAGCAGACAGCAGCGCGCCAACAGCAAUAUUUCUCAUUAAUGGCGUAUUAAUAAAACACAUAUUUCACUCAGGCAAAGACAUAUUGCCAGGCCAUCUUGGAUGUGACAAAUUCUAAUAAGACUUUUGAAUUAUGUAGAGAGCAGUUACGCCCUGAUUAGUGGCAGCCACUCUUGAUUCCCCGGAGGCAUGAAAGAGUGAUCUUCAAAUAAUGGCCAAGGUUCUUUAGCUGUGCCAUCUGUUAUAAAGUUCAUCUCAGACUGUUGGUGAGGCAGGAAUGACAAUCGGAGGAGGCUGUGUGACUGGAAGAAUCUUGUCCAGGCAUAUAAACUGAUAAUAAUCUCUGCUGUCAGAUUACAGGGACACCUUGGUUGCGAAUCGAUAAUGAAUUAAUAUAAAACAAUUCAAGACAUUUUUAAAAUCCCUCUCAAUUAGAUCACACAUCUGGGAAAUAAUGAAUCAUUCCAACACCCAAAAACACUGCUUGUUGAUAACAUGACAGUCCCUAAUAUCCUCUGAGCAGACUUUUAGAGGAUUAUUUCUCACACCUGGAAACUUAAGGAAAGACUGACAUCAGAUAAAUGAUGUGCUGUUUACAUUUUCCAGUCACUGUCUGUGAAGCCUGGAGGAAGCACCUGGCUCUGUUGUGGUUUCCUGACAUUGGAAAAAAGAUUGAUGUUUUCUACACGGUGAAGUCAUUUGACUUGGUUGUCCGUUAAAACCAAAGAGGAUUUUUCUCUGGACCACGUUGACCACAAGGACUUUCAGAUUUGAUGUAUGUCAGUUAAAAAUAAUUAGCAGAGAGAGUUUAUAGUCAUCAUCAAAGUCUGGACUGUGUGGUGGUUGAUCUGAUACUGAGAAUUUACAAAAAACAUUUUGAAUUUACAUUUUUGAAAACAAUACACAUACUUAUUAAAAGGAGAAGGAUAUUUCUUCAAUUAUUAGUUUAAGGGCUAAGAUCAGGACAUGCUUCAGGACACGUAUAUUUACAUGUGUUUCUAAACAGACUAUACAUCUAUGUUGAUAUUAAUCAUUUUUGACCAGGGCGGUGUUCACAUGUCAUUCAUUUUGGAAAAAUAAGACAGAAUAGGCAUGGUUUCUAACUCUUUUUUUAAGUUUUGUUUGACAUUGUUGGAUUCAUUUAUUUAUAUUAUCAUUAUCUAUUUAUGAUUUUAUAGUCUGAUUUUAUAGUAUGUUGAAUCACAAAUAGUCUGUUUAUCUUUAGCCAUUUUCUCUGCGUGUCUCUUAUGUCGACUGUGCUUCAGUCAAACUGCCUCCUUGGACUAUAAGUUAAGAUUUGACCGACCUUUCAAAGACCAACUCAGACAAGUGACGUCCCUUGUUCUUUUUCCUUAAUUCUGUUUUAUUUCUCUGCAUUAUUGGGCAUUUUAUUAGGCGUUUAUUAAGAGUUUCUUUCAAAUAAAACACAGUUGAACAAGCUAACUCUCCAACCACGAAUAAAUUAAGUCUGGGCCUCAUCAAAGAUCAGAGCAGAAAAACAUCCUUAGUUGAUGAUCUAAAAUAUAUUUUAAGAUUUAACCCUAAGAUCACAGCUGACCUACAUAGAUGUUUUGCUACUCACUUUCUCCCUGAAACUUUUUCUGUAAUUUUAACUUCUCAGAGCAGCAUUUCAACUUCACCCGAACACACACAGCCAUAUAAUGAUGAAAUUGAGUUACCCAGAGUGCUCAUCCCCAUGUGUUGGUGGACCUCUGCUCUCAUUAAUGUCCCAACAUUGCCAUCCAUCUACCUGUGCCAGUCUGUCUGAUCCCAUCCUGGCUUCUUUGCUCUGUCCAGGUGCUGUGCUAUUUAUAGGGACCUCAAAAACAGCAUCAGUCAGUGCUCACAGUGACAGACGUGGACACACACACAAAGUCACACAUGGAGACAGACACACACAUCUCAGAAACUUCAACUGGUCCAUUAAAGCGUAUUUGUCUCAUUUUUGAAGCACUACUAGGCUUCAAAUGAGGCCUUCACUGCAUGUGGAUGUAAGAAAAAACCGGGGAGAGCAGACAGAGGGCCGUGAAUGUAAUAUUAUAUUGCAAUGUAAUUGUGUGAAAGAGAUGAGCAGCAGCAUCAGAGAAGAGAGUGUUUUGUUUUCUCUCUCGCUAUGUCAGGCAGCAUCCUGAAGUGUUUCCGACUCUUCUUACUUUCGGCUGUUAGUGGCAAUGAUGAAAACACUCUGUAAGAUCCCCAAACCACACACUGAGGUAGACCAACUCAGAGCCAGACGACUGUAUUGUAAUAGAAAUGCCAUAAUGUCAGUGGAUGCAAAUGCUACAGUUAUGAGCUUAGACAGUCUGUGUGCACAGUGUGCAGUUAUGAGGCACACAGACCAUUAUUGGACCACGUUGUAUGAAAAAAGAAUGUGAUCACCACACUGUCAUGUCUGCUCUCAUUUAAUGGGAAGGAUUUUGACACAUUUUGGAAAACGUGGCUGCUAGGAAAUAUUCCCAAGUAGCCAUUUAGAGCUCUUCUGACAUUUUCGUCUGCAGAAUGGAAUAACAGUCCAGGGUCUGUGUUAUACAAUAGUCUAUGCAAUAGUUUUUUUUUUAUUAAAUAUGUUUCUGCUUUAUUUAUUUAUAUGAACCUUUGCUUAUCCUCUAUAAGGAAUGAUAUUAAGAAGCUAGUUAGCUAGAUAAGGAAAAAAAUGAAAAGACCUAUGGAAUGUUAAACAGUAAAUAUUAAAAUGAGUGUUGUUAUGGUUUAAAAUCACAACAUUUUCCUAAACUUCUUCGUAACAUUUAGAAACACCCUAAAGCGUUGGUGCCCAAUAGCUAGAUCAGGACUUAUUAGAUCAUAAAGAGAGUGCUGGUAAAUCCUGAGUAAUUAAAUAAAGUAAAUAAAAUGUCUGCAGAAGUGACCAUAUAUGGUAAGAACGAAUGAUGUGAACGAGUGAAAAUCAGUGUAUUUUACUCAGAGGCAGGUGACUGAGAAUGUAUCGUUUAUCAUAUCAUAUGGUGACUUCUGUUUACAUAAUUUACAUUGUUUGGGACAUCUGGUAAUUGCAAGUACUCACGUGGAUCAAACGUCACUGAACAUCAUCAACCAAUAGCGUGUUCCCAAUCAACAACAGCCCCACCCUCUCCCCGUUUCCCAUCCCUCCUCCUCCUCCUCUGUCUCUGGAACUCAGUGACUCUCAUUGCCGAACUUAGUGGCACUGAAUGAGCAGUAACUGGUACUAGUCGUGCACCGGUCUGUGUUUAACGAGCUCCAGAGGUUGAAACCCACUGACGGACAUCACGAUGGCCGAAAAGCGCCUGGAGACUAUCUCUGCCCGGGUGGACGCUGUUGCCUCAUCACCUGACAGCGUUGAAGAUGAGCUUGAACUCUCUGCAGUCCGCCAUCGCCCCGAGGGCCUGGAGCAGCUGGAAGCUCAGACACGUUUCUCACGCAAGGAGCUACAGAUCCUGUACAGAGGCUUUAAGAAUGAAUGUCCCAGCGGAGUUGUCAACGAAGAAACUUUCAAAGAAAUCUACUCGCAGUUCUUCCCACAAGGAGAUGCUUCAACAUAUGCACACUUCCUGUUCAAUGCAUUUGACACUGAUCACAACGGCUCUGUGAGUUUUGAGGAUUUUGUUAUGGGUCUUUCUAUCCUUUUGCGAGGAACCGUCCAGGAGAAACUCAACUGGGCUUUCAACCUCUACGAUAUCAAUAAAGACGGAUACAUCACUAAAGAGGAAAUGCUGGACAUCAUGAAGGCCAUCUACGACAUGAUGGGAAAAUGCACGUACCCCAUGUUGAAGGAAGAGACGCCUCGUCAGCACGUAGAGGUCUUCUUCCAGAAGAUGGAUAAGAAUAAAGACGGUGUGGUGACCAUCGAUGAGUUCAUCGACUGCUGCCAAAACGACGAGAACAUCAUGCGAUCAAUGCACCUCUUUGAAAGUGUUCUUUAACUGUCAUCCUGGCACGAAGACGUUGGACGAGAGCAUCAGCUUCAACUCGGCCCAGUGAUGGACUUGUGCCGUGUAGUGUGCUAUGCAGACUUUUGAUCAUAGAUAAAUAACGUGUUCAUCACCGUGGGCUGCAGUUCAGACGGGGCAGUGUGGUGCGAACACUCUGGAAUGACUUUUUUUUAAAACAUAACAGAAAUGAGUGAAGGGGACGAGAACAUUAUUUUUGUUUGUUUGUUUAUUUUAAACCAUCUGUCUGUGUCUGUGUUUGCCGAAACAGCCUGUUCUUGGAAUAGUGUUGGUAGUGAUGUCAUUUGUGCACGGAGGAUAUCUGAGUUUUCUCCUGCCGCAGCUUUGACUUGUUUCAUGCACAGCCAAGUGAAAUCACUGUGACUUUUUACAGCAUUGAAAAGGCAAAAGACGUGAAGACGAUCACUCCGUGUUUUUACAUUCCAGCCUGGGUUUAAUUCCAGAGUGUUUCCACCAGUGUGAUUUCUUAAUUGAAAUGUCAGUUUGAAGGAAGCAUUUAGAUAGAUUUACAUAUACAUACACACACACACAUACAUAUAUAUAAAGAU